AUGGCAAGUACUUCCGCAAUUGUAACAAUAGCUGAUACUUAUCAAAUAAUGGAAGCUAUUGAAAAUUGUCAAACCGAAUCCGACGAUGUAAUCGUCGAAAAAUAUUUAUUAUUUUGGUCGCAUGUUUGUAGAGUUAUGAGUAAUUGGGGAAUUGUGUUUUCUUUCGUUGUAAAAGACGUACAAAUGAAGCUGGAAAAACUGCAAGAGAAAUUGAAAAACGAUCCCGAAAAUUAUAAAACUAUAUUGCGAAUGGCGAAACAUGAAGCAGAAAAUGGAACAAUUCGCAAUUUGAAACCGAAUCGAAGUGGAACCGGUCACAUUCUUGUACUAAAAAGAGCUCUCGAGUUUGUAAUUGAUUUAUUGGAUGGAGUAUUUUGUGCCCCAGAUCCUUCGAUUAGGGUCUCAACAAUCGCCAAGGCAGCUUAUGACAAGCAUUUAUCGCAAUUUCAUUCGUGGCCGAUCCGAACUUGCGUUUCCGGCGCUCUUCUAAGUUUGCCGCGAAAGGAUGAGUUUCUUAUCCGUCUUCGUGGAGAUAUGCCAUCUAAAGACGACAACAGGUUCCACGAGACUUUAACAGUACAAGGGCGCGAAAUCAUCCGACGUCAAGAUGCGUUGGUCGAACGAUUCAAUCUCGCUGACUAUAAUCCAUCUGCAUAA
This is a messenger RNA of Caenorhabditis bovis, 657 nucleotides long. The record is from the annotation of a GenBank genome assembly. Lineage: Eukaryota; Metazoa; Nematoda; Chromadorea; Rhabditida; Rhabditidae.